GGAUUUUUCGAGUAAACAGAUAUGACUCACUGGUGCUUAACGGUCAGUGUUUAAUGUUCCCAGAUCAGCACAAAAGAAACACUAGACUAGACUCUUAAUAAUCAAUGAUACAAUUACGUAACGUCUCUAGUGGUCCAUGACACCAUUAAAUUCCCCCACAGAUCAGCAGGAAUUUUGUAAGAGGAGGAGAGGGACUCCACAUUGGCUCACAAGAGGUACAAAAGCGAGACAGAUUUAAACCAAUACUCAAAUAUCAGAGCUACUACAGUCUGUCUCUCUCUCAGUGUUUCUGUUCCAGCGGUGAUGUGAAUAGGAUUUUCUCAAACUCUGUCCCCAUAAACACACACACAGUGCACCCCACAUAAGUGACACAGAAUAGAAUGAAAAGAGGCAGUCAGGAGACAAGCACAAACAAUUCUGGGCUCAACCCCCUCCUGCCCUUCACCCUCCCCACUGGACCUUCUCUCUCACUCUUCCUUUCUCUCUAACCCAUUCUUUUCCCCUUUCCCCCCACCUCCUGUAUAAAAGCCUGAAGCUCACCCACCCUCGAUCCCACUUACCCAUUUUCCUAACCAUGGAGACCCAACGUGUUUACUCGUCCUACCGAAAGCGUUUCGGGACUCCAGGAGGCUCCCCGUCCGUGGGAAUCACCAGCCGCCUCAGCUCGAGCCGCCUGUCCCUCCACAGCAGCCCGCGGCACCUCACCUCCAGCCCCAUGACCCACUCCACCUCUCGCCUGUCCCUAGGUGGAGAGCGGCUGGACUUCUCGGCGGACUCCCUGCUGAAGGCCCAGUACCGGGAGACUCGCACCAACGAGAAGGUGGAGAUGAUGGGGCUGAACGACCGCUUCGCCAGCUACAUCGAGAAAGUCCGCUUCCUGGAGCAGCAGAAUAAGAUGCUGGUGGCAGAACUGAACCAGCUGAGGGGCAAGGAGCCGAGUCGACUGGGCGACAUCUACCAGGAGGAGCUGAGGGAGCUCCGCAGACAGGUGGACAGCCUCAACACUGGAAAAGCAAGACUGGAGAUAGAAAGAGACAACCUGGCCUCGGACUUGGCCAGUGUUAAACAGAGACUGCAGGAUGAAACGGUCCUUCGGCAAGAGGCAGAAAAUAACCUCAACACCUUCAGACAAGAUGUGGAUGAAGCUGCUAUGAACCGCGUACAGCUGGAGAGGAAGAUUGAUGCUCUGCAGGAUGAGAUCAAUUUUCUGAAGAAGGUCCAUGAGGAGGAGAUGAGAGAGCUGCAGGAGCAGUUGAUGGCCCAACAGGUUCAUGUGGAUCUGGAUGUAUCUAAGCCAGAUUUAACUGCUGCACUGAAGGACAUCAGAGCUCAGUAUGAGGCCAUGGCCACCUCUAAUAUGCAAGAGACUGAGGAGUGGUAUCGAUCAAAGUUCUCUGAUCUGACUGAUGCAGCCAAUCGUAACGCAGAGGCUCUGAGACAAGCCAAGCAGGAGGCCAAUGAGUAUCGUCGACAGGUUCAGAGUCUGACCUGUGACCUGGAAUCUCUCCGUGGGACUAACGAAUCCCUUGAGCGCCAGCUCAGAGAGAUGGAUGAGCGGUUUACGCUGGAGACAGCUGGUCAUCAGGAUACCAUUGCCCAUCUGGAGGAUGAGAUCCAAAUGCUCAAGGAGGAGAUGGCCAGACACCUGCAGGAGUACCAGGACCUGCUUAAUGUAAAACUGGCCCUGGAUAUUGAGAUUGCCACCUACAGGAAGUUGCUGGAAGGGGAGGAGACCAGAAUCACAGUUCCUGUGCAGAACUUCACUAAUUUACAGUUUAGAGAGACCAGCAUGGACACCAGGCUGACUCCAGAAGCACAUGUGAAGAGAAGCAUAGUUGUGCGAACUGUUGAGACUCGUGAUGGGGAGAUUAUUAAAGAGUCCACUACUGAGCGAAAGGAUCUGCCGUAAUGAUACUCAGGCACUGGAUCGGCUGCUUUCCCUCAUAACGCUUCUGGAUGCUGUGAUCAAGGCAACAUCGUCAAUGUUUUUGUCAACUUUCCCUGCUAGAGUUCUGUCAUGUGCUUAAAAAAAAAGAAUGCAAUUAUUUUGAGUUAGAGCAACUAUAGGCUAGUAUGAGCAAAAACAGAAGGCUUUUUCUUUCUUUUGUUUAUUUUCUCUCUUUAUCUGUCUCUCUCUCUCUCUCUCUCUAUGUUAUGAAGAAGAGUCUAUCGUGGGAGUAGACUAGUUUAUCUCUGAUUGUACCAUUAAAAGUCAUGGUUGGACAGAUGAAGGAAGUAAAACAAGAUGUUUAGUUAGUUAGUGGUCAGAGUGCAGGAUGAGCAGAAUGGUUUGAGCAAUGUAGGUUUUGUCAAGCACAAACUUAGAAAACAGGUUCUGAAAUGUGUUGUAGACUUGACGAAAACGAGCAGAAUAUGGUGGUAUUUGAAUCCGAAUGAUCAGUGUUAAAGUAAAGGAGAAGGAAACUGUAAAAACCGGGAUCUUUGAGAGUUUUAAAGGGAUGAUUAUGUCAGCGGUGCUAUGUGAAUAUUUUAUGAAUAUUUGCCCAGAACUCCCCCCUCACUGUUGCUCAUCUCUUUGGACCCAGGUUAAAAUGCUUUAAAUGCAACGACGUUUGUUGACUUUUUGACCCAUAGGAAAAUGAUUUAAUAUAGAAAGCGGGAAAAUUCUAAUCUAAAACCCUUACCAUUCUUUACUUUUUCCAUCUCUUAUUGAAUUCAUUAUGAUACUCUAGUCACAUACUGUUACCCAUUAUGUAAACAAAUUUCAGUGAUGUUUAAUAUUCAAUUUGUCCCCUUUCUGCUUUUGCUUAUUGUUACUAAAACAUUUUAUUGUCAUACUGUGAGAUAAUACUAUCAAGUAACAAUUAAGUGAACUAUGUUGUGCACUGAAGAAGGCCACAUUUCUACAGUACUCUUGUAUGAUUAACAUAGGUCACUUUUUUGUGGCAGCUAAUAUUAAUAACAAUAAAAAAUUCGUUGGAAAUUGUCUGUUCAUAAU
Messenger RNA from Triplophysa rosa, 2959 nucleotides. It is a transcript of the gene gfap, whose product is annotated as glial fibrillary acidic protein. NCBI's taxonomy places the organism in Eukaryota, Metazoa, Chordata, Actinopteri, Cypriniformes, Nemacheilidae. The record is from RefSeq and is a predicted model, not a curated record. The coding region runs from base 575 to 1909 and encodes 444 amino acids. The transcript is spliced from 9 exons. Gene Ontology annotation, molecular function: structural constituent of cytoskeleton. Gene Ontology annotation, biological process: intermediate filament organization; regulation of chaperone-mediated autophagy. Gene Ontology annotation, cellular component: intermediate filament; cell projection; cytoplasm.